Emiliania huxleyi CCMP1516 is the source of this 270-nucleotide messenger RNA. RefSeq lists its product as hypothetical. The annotation marks the transcript as partial. The record is from RefSeq and is a predicted model, not a curated record. The transcript has a single exon. Gene Ontology annotation, molecular function: Hsp90 protein binding. NCBI's taxonomy places the organism in Eukaryota, Haptophyta, Isochrysidales, Noelaerhabdaceae.
GCCAUCGCGCUGGACCCAAACAGCGCCGUCUACUUCUCCAACCGAUCCGCCGCCUACGCGGCCCUCGAGCGCUGGCGCGAGGCGCUCGACGACGCCGUGGAGGCGUGCAGCCUCAAGCCAGACUGGGGCAAGGGCCAUCUACGGUCGCGCGGCGGCGGCCAGCCACCGCCCUGCCGCCCGCCGACUGAGAGGCACCCACUCCUGGCCUCAGGCGCGGCGCCGCGCUGGGCGCGAUGCGCAAGCACGAGGAGGCGCGCAAGGCGUACCUGA